AUGUCGAAAGACGAUUGUAAAGUGGGCUGUAAGCACAAGGAAAGGAAACCCAAAAAGCCGCACUACAUCCCGCGACCGUGGGGCAAACCCUACAACUACAAAUGCUUCCAAUGCCCUUUCACCUGCAUGGAAAAAUCCCACCUGUACAACCACAUGAAGUACAGCUUGUGCAAAAACUCAUUAUCGUUGCUCAUCGAGUCCGACUGGCCUUAUAAAAAGGGCAGUCUGCUUCAUCCAGACCAACUCCGGCCACAGCAGGGAAGUCUACGCUCCCACAGCCCCACCAAGAGUCACUCUGAUCGUGCCGAGAUGUCGGACGAGCCCCCUCAUUCGUCGGCAAGCCUGGAGGUCGGUGUGAAUGAAGACAUAGAGGAGGUAGAAACAGAGAGGGAAGCAGAGAAAGAUGAAGACAUGGCCGAGACAAACGGGUCGGCGGUUUUGAGCCCAGAGCCUUUGGAGACAAGAGGAGGAACCAAGCAAUCCAAGCAAGAAGCAGAACUCGUGAUGGCGGAUGUGUUUUCACUGGAAGAGCAACUCUUGCGAGCACGCUCGGUUGAAGUAGAAUCAAAACUGCGACACUAUAGGCUCUCAAAAACCUGCCUUUCGGGGCCAGCGGCCUUGCUUUCAGAACAAUGGCGCAUCCUUAGCAACCAAACGUCCAGUGCUAAACACAAGUCUGACUCUGUGCCCUCUUCUUUACCUUGUUAUCCCCCACCAGCAUCAACUGGGCAACUUGAAUGCUCUGACACUCCUAGUUUCAAUCUAUCUUUGCUUGGUGUUGGAUACCCGUUGGCACCCGGACUCCUUUCAUACCUAAACCCAGCAUUAAGCAUACCUACAUCAGCAAGCUCUGCGACCACAACCGCACAUGCUCAGAUCUCUCCGCUACCCUUUCUGGCAUCAACCGGACAGCUCACUCAUCCACAAAGACACACUGACCGAUCUAUACUUCCUCCUCACCUGUAUUACCCUUUCCUUUGUGAGCACACCAUUGGAGCUACAACCUCCUCAACCCCAGCGACCUCUGAUACAGGUAAACUCAUAAAACAGCCCCGAAUGAGUCUACCGACUUCGUACCCGUCUUCGUACCCUACUAAACUAAACUUGUGGAAGGUCCCAGCUCUUCGGCCCACGUCCAGCCAAACCUCACCUGCAGCCUGGGUGUCUCCUACAUGCUCUUCCCCAGAACCGAGUCAGGGCGUAAAGGACAGGCUCAGAUCGAGAGAAGGGAAGACUGGGUGGCAGCAGGACGCUUCUUUCAUCAAAGAGCAAAGUUUGAAGAGGACGGCGACAUCAUUGGACUCUCAUGGUGUUCCAGUGGAGAAGAAACCGGCACUGGAGUUUCCCAUUGAAUCCCUCAAAAACGCUCACAAAUCCACAUCUAUUGCUGCCAUGAUGACCAGGCUCCCAAUACACAACAGUGAUGCCGCCUCCCUGCUGCAUAUGUCUGAACCGCUGGAGGCGAGACAGAGAGGAAUGGAGAGAGACGCGGACCCGGCAGCUGCUCUCCUGCAGGAUUUCUCCACCUUACUACAAGAGUACCAGAGCACAGAGCAGCGCGCCACAACACUUCCUGAGCAGCGCCACCUGUGGGCUCACCUGGGCAAGAUCCGUUCGGAGCUCUCGCACAUUAAACUGGCACUAGAGCGGACAGCUCGAUCUAACGAGGGACCGCUCGAUUUAUCCGUCAAAAAAGAUUUGAACACAAACAUGGCAGGAGACGCCACCGGGAGACGCAUUGUAGGAGAAACAAAAGAAACAAUAGAUGGAAACUGCACAGAUACGGAAGAGGAAGAAGAUGAUGAUGAUGAUGAUGAUGAUCAACGCAGAAGCAGUUUUAAAGAACGAAGGAAGUGUUCUCUAGAAGCGCUAAUGAAACUGAAUCAGUCACAUGUACCUGUAGUGAAAACAGAGGUGUUGGCUGAUGGAGGGUUUGUGGUACGGGCCGGAACCGCUGAAGCUCUGUGGCACAGCAGAACCACCAAGUGUGAAGCCGACUCGAGUGUUCUUUGCUCCAAAACACUGAACAGGCCUCCAUCUAUCCAACACCUGGACACACUGUGUCCAACCAGCCCGUUAACAACCACCGAUACAAUGGUGUAG
Xyrauchen texanus (razorback sucker) is the source of this 2103-nucleotide messenger RNA. Its product is annotated as proline-rich protein 35-like. The record is from RefSeq and is a predicted model, not a curated record. Lineage: Eukaryota; Metazoa; Chordata; Actinopteri; Cypriniformes; Catostomidae. The transcript has 2 exons. The coding region runs from base 1 to 2103 and encodes 700 amino acids.